AUGGCGGCGGUCAAGAAGAACGUUGACGCCGAUGGCGACAGCGACAUGAUCAUCAAGCCAGAUGCCACUGAGCACAAGGUGGACACCAGCGAAUGGCCUCUUCUUCUGAAGAACUGGGAUCAACUCCUCGUGCGAACGGGUCACUUCACACCAAUUCCGGCGGGUUGCGCGCCCCUACGCCGCGACAUCAAAUCAUACAUCUCCUCUGGAGUCAUUAACCUCGAUAAACCCUCAAAUCCCUCCUCGCACGAAGUUGUGGCAUGGAUGAAACGAAUCCUUCGCGUCGACCGUACUGGUCACUCUGGUACCCUUGAUCCCAAGGUCACUGGGUGUUUGAUCGUCUGUAUCGAUCGCGCCACCAGACUUGUGAAGAGCCAGCAAGGAGCAGGAAAGGAAUAUGUCUGCGUAUUGCGAAUGCACCAGAAGCUGCCCGGCGGCGAGGCCCAAUUGGCUCGCGCACUCGAAACAUUGACUGGCGCGCUUUUCCAACGACCACCGCUCAUCUCCGCCGUGAAGCGACAAUUGCGAGUACGCACGAUCUACGAAAGCAAACUCAUCGAAUUUGACAACGAUCGUCAGCUCGCGGUGUUUUGGGUAUCUUGCGAAGCUGGUACUUACAUCCGAACGCUUUGUGUCCAUCUCGGUCUUUUGCUCGGUGUGGGAGGACACAUGCAGGAGCUGCGCCGUGUGCGAUCUGGAGCAAUGGACGAGAAGGAAGGCAUGGUCACGCUUCACGACGUUUUGGAUGCUCAAUGGCUGCACGACAACCAGCGCGAUGAGUCGUACCUCCGUACGGUCAUCAAGCCGCUCGAGACAUUGUUGGUCUCAUACAAGCGCAUCGUCGUAAAGGACAGUGCUGUUAACGCCGUGUGCUAUGGUGCGAAGCUCAUGAUUCCCGGUCUACUCCGAUACGAAGCUGGUAUUGAAGUUCACGAAGAGGUUGUUCUCAUCACCACCAAGGGCGAGGCCAUCGCCCUCGCCAUUGCCCAGAUGAGCACCGUGGAGCUCUCGUCAUGCGAUCACGGAGUUGUCGCCAAAGUCAAGCGAUGUAUCAUGGAGCGUGAUCUGUACCCGCGUAGAUGGGGUAUGGGACCCAUCGCGACCGAGAAGAAGAAGCUCAAGGAGAGCGGUAAGCUGGACAAGUAUGGUCGCACGAACGAAGCAACGCCUGCUCAGUGGAAGCAGGAGUACAAGGACUUCAACGAUCCGGAGGGAGCCAAUGGCGCUGUUUCCGAGUCGAGACCCGCCGUUGAGCAGCAUGCUAUCGAGGCUGCCCCUAGCAAGGUGGAAGCCGAAGAGCCUAACGGGGUUGAGGAUGCCGACAAGAAAAAGAAGCGGAAGCAUGAAGGUGAAACCGCCGAGGAGCGUGCCGAGCGAAAGAAGAAGAAGAAGGAAAAGAAGGAGAAGAAGAAGGCGAGAGAGUCUGCUGUGACUGCUGCCGACAGUGAUGACAGCGACUGA
Molecule: messenger RNA, 1461 nt
Organism: Dissoconium aciculare CBS 342.82
Lineage: Eukaryota; Fungi; Ascomycota; Dothideomycetes; Mycosphaerellales; Dissoconiaceae
Product: putative rRNA pseudouridine synthase
Exons: 2
Coding region: 1-1461 (486 amino acids)
Biological process (GO): rRNA pseudouridine synthesis; mRNA pseudouridine synthesis; box H/ACA sno(s)RNA 3'-end processing
Cellular component (GO): box H/ACA snoRNP complex
Molecular function (GO): RNA binding; pseudouridine synthase activity
Source: RefSeq, a predicted model, not a curated record